UCCCGGCCGCUCUCGGGUGCAGAGCCCGGGCGGUCGGGGAGGCUCGGAAGGAGCUUUCCCGGAGCCCAGAGUCCGGAGUGCGGCUGGCGGAGGUGGGCUGCAGGAGCUCGGCCGCUCCUGGUGUUCAUGCCGCCUGUCCUGUGAGGUAGACGCAUUCUCUGCGUACAGCGAUGCCUUUCGAGGCGAGCACCUGCUCAAGUGACAUUGGCUGAGAUGAGUUCCUCAAGUCCUGAUCGAAGCGCCUGAGGUAGUGUAUCUGGCAGCUCCACCUCCCUGCUUGUUUGCAGAGUCCCUGUGGGUCCUUGCGCGCCUCAUCUGGAGUGUGGACUGCACCUCUCCAUCAUAAUCCCACUACACAUCUCUAUGGAACACCACAGACAGUAAUCUCUACAAAGGUUGUCCUGCUGAGCCCUGAGGAGCCCCGGGGGCAGGGAGUGGGGGGAGACCACCGCUACCAUGACGACUGCCAUCCUGGAGCGUCUGAGCACCCUGUCUGUGAGCGGGCAGCAGCUGCGCCGCCUGCCCAAGAUUCUGGAAGAAGGGCUCCCCAAGAUGCCGUGCACCGUCCAGGAAACCGACGUGCCCCAGCUCUUCAGGGAGCCGUACAUCCACGCGGGCUACCGCCCCACGGGGCACGAGUGGCGGUACUACUUCUUCAGCCUCUUUCAGAAGCACAACGAGGUGGUCAACGUCUGGACCCACUUGCUGGCGGCCCUGGCGGUCCUUCUGCGAUUCUGGGCCUUUGUGGAGGCAGGGGCAUUGCAGUGGGCCUCUCCGCACACCCUCCCCCUGCUCCUCUUUAUCCUGUCGUCCAUCACUUACCUCACCUGCAGCCUCUUGGCCCACCUGCUGCAGUCCAAAUCAGAGCUGUCCCACUACACCUUCUACUUCGUGGACUACGUCGGGGUCAGCGUCUACCAGUAUGGCAGCGCGCUGGCCCACUUCUUCUACAGCUCCGACCAGGCCUGGUAUGAGCGCUUCUGGCUUUUCUUCCUGCCGGCGGCUGCUUUCUGCGGCUGGCUGUCCUGUGCCGGCUGUUGCUACGCCAAGUAUCGCUACCGGCGGCCUUACCCGGUCAUGCGGAAGAUCUGUCAAGUGGUACCCGCCGGGCUGGCCUUCGUCCUAGACAUCAGCCCCGUGGCACACCGCGUGGCUCUCUGCCACCUGGCCGGCUGCCAGGAGCAGGCAGCCUGGUACCACACCCUCCAGAUCCUCUUCUUCCUCGUCAGCGCCUACUUCUUCUCGUGCCCCGUACCCGAGAAGUACUUCCCCGGUUCCUGUGACAUCGUGGGCCACGGCCAUCAGAUCUUCCACGCCUUCCUUUCCGUCUGCACGCUCUCCCAGCUGGAGGCCAUCCUUCUGGACUACCAGGGACGCCAUGAGAUCUUCCUCCAGCGCCACGGCCCCCUGUCUGUCUACACCGCCUGUCUCUCCUUUUUCUUCUUAGCCGCAUGCAGUGCGGCCACUGCCUCCCUCCUGAGGCACAAGGUCAAGGACAGACUGAUUAAGAAAGAUUCCUGAGGUCGGCAGAUGAGGAAAGGUGUGGAGGUGGGCUACUGUGACUUGGAGAAAACUUGACCCAAUAAUAGAAGUUGACUUUUUAUUUUUAAGGCUUGAUUUUUUUUUUAAAUUAAUGUGUAUUACGGGCUGAGGAUGAAACUCGAUUGGUAGAGAGUGCUUAUACAGCAUGCAGGAAGCCUAGGGUUUGAUCCGCAAUGCCACAGAAGCCAGGAGAGUAGCACUCAAGGAGGCAGAGGCAGGAGGAUCAGAAAUUCUAGGUCAUCCUCUGAGAUAUAGUGAGUUCAAGGCUAGCCUUUGAUACAUGAUACCCCAUCUCAAAAAAAUUAUUAUGUAUUUGCAAAGGCGUGGUAUGACUAUGGAAUUUCAAAUGCAGGCCAUUUGAGAGUUUUAAAUCGGAGCCUUCACUUUUCUGUCUGGGCUAUAGCCUUGUUUGGGAAGAGAUCUUGGCUAAGGUUUAUGAGAUCCCAGACUAAGGAGAAGCGUCCUCACCGGUGAACCGUGAGCAGAAUUCUGGUUGUGGCUUCCAAAGCCUAGUCCUGAAACUAGACAGAUAAUCAAACUGGACCUCCAAGUACGCGGGCUGACCCUCUCCCUAACAGAACGGCCCCCCUCUCCGCUGCUGGGCUUGGUAUCUGUGUAAACUCACCCACAGACUCUGUCUUAUCAGGAUUUCAGAUUGUCUAGCGUGGAAAAAAAAUGAGAAUCUUCGAGAAGAUUCGUGGAAACUCUCAGACAGAAUGGACUGUUCAGUUGAUCUGAUGUCUGGUCUCAACCACGGCACUUCCGGCUUUUCUCAGGAUAAUCAACUAAGCUGGCCGACUUGCCUGACACACUGCUGUUCUCGCUCCUAGGCUGCGAGGUAAUAUAAAGAAUCCCGAAGCUAUUCACUUCCAGGAAAUGCUUGGAGCCACAUGACCAUUCCGGAAGCUGCUUGUCCUGUGACACGGAAGCGUCGACAGAUUCGACAGUGCCAAGAGCUACCGGGAGACCCAGCCAGCAAACAUGGAUGUCCUUGCCUGUUUGCUGCCCACGGGGCCCUCGUAGUUCAUAUCUGUGGACUGCAGUAUUAACUGCAAGGCGUUUAGGGUUGCCUUGCAGGUCAGGAGAUUGACUGUCUGAAGGUUUGAACGGAGCCUUUCAAAAGCAUUGCUCUAAAGUUCUUCGAGAAAGCCGAUUAUUUCAAGCGGAUCCUAAGAUCCAAGGUUCAAGUUUCUGUUAAAUGCUGUCCCAUGAAGGACCAACCCAGCUGCCCCACCCAGUUCAGGCUCCACCUUGGAUUUGAGAAGAAACCUUAAAACGGGUUCUAGGACCGGGUAAAUGUGUGCUCGCUGCCGUUGGCUCCUGAAGGUCCGUUGAGUAAGAAGGAGACACCUGAUGGCCAAGGUUGAGCACACUGCUUGUGACAUCGCUGUCAGCCCCUGAUGUGAGGGGAGUGAUGCUCGCAGCCCGAUAUGUCCUGACCACACAGCUCUCCCUGAGGACUGUCUUCUGCAUGAAUCCAGUGAAGGAGGCUGUGGUCGAGGAAGGGCUGAGACGCCCUCUCCUCGCAGGCUGCGUGCAUUUCCUAUCAGUAUAAAGUCCCUGUGUACAAAAAGGGAAGCUAAAGUUUCCAACUCCAGUUUAAUGAACCUACUCGACUAUUAGGUCACUUGCUAGUCUUAAAACCUUUGUCUUCUAUCUUUGUGUGUGUGUGUAUGUGUGUGUGUGUGUGAGCGACUUGUGAAUUUUGUGCCUUAUACAUGGGAAUGUCUAAACUCUUUUAUUUUAAUGUAUGUACACAUGGAAUUAUCUGUUUUGUGUAAGGAACCCCAGAAAACUAGAGUGACUUGUCAAUCAGCUAUUAGUCUGUAUUUGGGGGAGGGGGUCAACGGAAGUAUCCCUACUGCCUUUAAAUCAAGAAAGCAUGUGUCUCCUGCACUGUUUUAUUAAAUGCGUUUUUUGUUCAUUUGUGCUCAAGAAGAUGAACUAGCCAAGUGACCGAAGCUUCCAGUGUUCUAGGCCAAGUUCAUGCCCAGGGAUGUUAGCAAAACUGAGCUGGUUUGAACUGAACAAAGGCUGGUUGGGGGGUGUAUGUGUAAAUGCUGCAAGUAGAGGGUCUAUUUAAAAUGGGAACCAGAAAGUGUUAGAAAUUCUCUUGUUAUGGAUUCAAAGACUGUAUUCUUUUAAAAGUUGGUGGGAAACAUGAGAGGGAAAGGGAGGAGGAAGGUGUUCUUGUGGUGGUGUCUGUGAACAAAGAUUUUACUCUUUCAUUUCUUUUUUUUGGUGUUCUUUUUCUUUUUUCUUCUUUCUUUCUUUCUUUCUUUCUUUCUUUCUUUCUUUCUUUCUUUCUUUCUUUCUUUCUUUCUUUCUUCCUUCCUUCCUUCCUUCCUUCCUUCCUUCCUUCCUUCCUUCCUUCCUUUCUUUCUUUCUUUCUUUCUUUCUUUCUUUCUUUCUUUCUUUCAGAUCAGAUCUCUUGUAUAACCCAGGCUGGCCUAGAAAUCCUUACGUAGACCAGGCUGACCUUGAACUCUAGAACUCUCGAGAUCAACCUGUCUCUGCCUCCCAAGUGGCAGGCCUAAAGGUGUGCACAGCACUCAGCCUGUGGACAGAGAUCUGUUUUUUUCAAUGGUCCUGCAGCCCAGUGUCAAGCGCAAGUCUGUUCGUCAUGGGUCUACGACACCUUAAGUGUAAAACCAUGUAAAACCGUGAGAUACUGGAAUUCAAUUUCUAGUUUAAUUAUACAGAUAUUGCUAACUAUUGUUUUGGGAACUGAUAAGGAAGAAAAAAGAAAGUGAUUUCAAUGGAGUUGGGAUUUGAACCCAAGACCUACAAUAUGCUAACCAAGAAUUCCCCCGUUGACCUACAUGCCAGGUCAAGGAACAGUGCAUGUAUAAUAGAUAGUGGGGGGGGAGGGCAUUGAGGUGGAGGACUGUGAUCUUCCCUGGAAACACCAGUAUCUAAUUGGAAUAAUGCAAAUGCCUUUACAAAUACAAACACAAAAUGGGUAAUUUUUAACUCUUCAGAUUCCUCAAACAGUAUCAUUGAAAUGAGCCUAUCAGUAUGGUAAAGACCAGGUUAGUUUAAAAGGAGUAUGCAUGCCUCUUGAGAUUUUACAGUGGAGUUUGCCACCCUGCAAAAUCAGCAUAAUGUUAAGAAAGGUAUAAGGGAGAUAGUUCUCUUGCUCUCCAAAACUAGAAGUUUUGGUUGCUGCCUCUCUUAAGUAAGACUUUCAACCCAUUAACAUGUAAAUGCCUCUGAUAAAAUUAAACUAUCAGUCAUCUACAUUUGCUCAUGAAUAAAAUUCUUGUGGGUUGACAUAAGGCCCCUACUUAGUUCAAGAAGAGGGGCCCACAGGAUACAUGUGGGGGUGCCGUUUUUCUCAUUUCAGAAUCCUGACUUUUGUUUGCCAGUGAAAGCUGUUUUUGUUGUUUCGGAUUCGAGGUUGUUUGUUUUGCUUGUGAUGGACCUCACUGUGUAUCCAUCCCAGGCUGGCCUGGAACUCCGGAUUGAUUCUCCCGUCGUAGUCGGCCAAAGGAGCUGGUAACACAGGAGGCACCAACACCACAUCCAAUUCUAAUCAAACUAAUUUUAAAGUCCUUAAAGAUGUCAGGGUUACAGUUUCAGUUCUCAAAUCUCUCAACAAUAAUAGUGCAAGCCACGGACUGGAAGCUUGAAACGAAACGGAGUUCAGAGCCCUGAUAAGAGGCCUGGUUAGCCCUGUUUCCAUCUCCAUCCAUUUGUUUGGUUACUGCUCUGUAGUUCCACCUGGAUCCUCCAGAGGGCGAUGUUGUCUGACUCAGUGCUCCCAGAGCUUGUCGCCAAGGCUUCACUGCUAGAACUGUGUUUUGCUUGGUUAAAGAAAAAGUGUGGGAUGAUUUUCUGUCUCUAUAAACCUACUUACGUGAAUAAUCAUUAAACAGAUUUUGUACAUGGA
Apodemus sylvaticus (European woodmouse) is the source of this 5434-nucleotide messenger RNA. It is a transcript of the gene Paqr8, whose product is annotated as progestin and adipoQ receptor family member 8. Gene Ontology annotation, cellular component: plasma membrane. The record is from RefSeq and is a predicted model, not a curated record. Bases 457 to 1521 code for a protein of 354 amino acids. NCBI's taxonomy places the organism in Eukaryota, Metazoa, Chordata, Mammalia, Rodentia, Muridae. Gene Ontology annotation, biological process: response to steroid hormone. Gene Ontology annotation, molecular function: nuclear steroid receptor activity; steroid binding. The transcript has 4 exons.